UGACCUGGGCUCCGGCGCCCGCCAUGGCCUCGUGCGCGCGCUCUCCGUCGCAGCGGGCUGCUUUGGAGGAGGUAAGAUCAGACCCUCAUCCGGGCCGGCGUCCUAACGAGCGUACGGAGGAAAUGGCCGUGAGCCUCCUUCUCCCGCCGCCUCCGUGGAAAUUCUCUCUCCCCGCAACCAUCCAGAGAAGGCUCCCGGAGGCGUGCCAGCCCGGAGCGGCCAGGCUCCCACAGCCGUCCCGAAGCAAACCCCGCCGGCAGUCAGCGCAGACCCCGCGAGCUGCAGGCCGCGCCGCCGCUCAGGCUCCGCCGCCCGCGUCCCCGGGACAGGAACGCCGGCUGGUGCCGUGUGACUCGGAGGGCCUCCUGGACGAGCGCCGGCUGAUCGCCCACCUGAAACUGGCCUUGGGCCGCGAGGCACGCCUGUGGCCGUGCGGCCGCCCCCAGGUGGAGUUCGGCGACACUUUCCAGGAAGUUGUGCUGCAGCUCCUAUGGCUGGAGAACAUCUUUCACUUCUCCCAGGGCACUUUUAACCUGGCUCUCACUAUCUUCCGCCGCCUCCUGAUUUCAAUAAAGGUAAAAGAGAGGUUACUCCAUCGUGUUUCAAUCACUUCCUUGAGACUUGCAGCAAAGCUUAACGAAGAAGAGGAGUUAAUUCCACGCAUAAAAGACUUCAUAAAGUACUAUGGCUCUGGCUAUUCCCCAAAUGAGUUGCUGAAGAUGGAGCUGGCUAUUUUGGACGAACUGCACUGGGACCUCUGUAUUGGGACGCCACUGGACUUUUUGACCAUUGAAAAGUAUGGGGUCUUCUGUUCUAACAUUAAAAACCACAAUCUCCAGUUCCACGCCCUGGUGGUCAUGGCCUGGCCCCACAUGGUGGAGCUGCUGCCUCAGAGGAAGCCUUCCCUCCACGUCGCAUCCCUGACCAGGCAGCUGCAGCACUGUAUGGCGGGCCACCAACUGCUGCAGUUCAAGGGCUCCACACUGGCCUUGGUCAUCAUCACCUUAGAGUUGGAGAGGCUCAUGCCCGACUGCUGUGCUCCUACAUCUGAUCUGCUGAAGAAAGCAGAGGUCAGUAUUGAGCAGUUGGUCUACUGCAGGGCACUGAUAAAGCAGCAGCUGAGAAGUUUUUAGUCCUCCUCCUGCACAGACAACUUUCUCAUGUGCCAGCCGGUGCCCGUACCCCAGCACCCUUCGAAAUGUAAUGGCAACCUCUCCUUGCUUGGCCUCCUCAAAAUUCUUGGCUUUAUGGGUCCUGUAAUAGGAAAGGAAGAAGGCCCUGGAAGAACAACUGAGAAAAAGUCCCUGGGUCCUUAGAAGAAAGUAAGGGGGAAAAGGGAGGUUGGGGUCACUAGAGGUAGUGGGUAGUCUGGCUUAUCACGCCCCUGCUUCCCUCUGUCCCUUGGGCCUGACCCAGGAAUGAAUGACUACUCAGAUCACAGCUUGGUUUUUCUUCUCCACCAAGGGCUGGUAUUGGCCCCCAGAAUAACUGGAGUAUGAGACCAGAGGUGGCCUUGCUCAGGGCUGAAGGGCCAGGACGGUUCAGACUGACCAGUCCUCGCUGCCCCACCCAGAGCUGGCCAGGUCCUUCCAGCUUCCCAGGCUUCUACCAAGCACAUGCACAGCACUUCAGGUCUCAGCCAUUUUGCCUGACACUGCAAAAAUAGGACAGUCUCUCCAGAUAGAUUUAUUUUGAUUUGGCCAUGACUUGUGUCCUUUCUUUACAAGGGCUGGAUUAUAAAGUACACUUUGUUUAAUGUGCAGUAACUUGAGCAAGCUUUAAAAAUAUUUUUUCUUUCGUUACUCUUAAGCAAAGUAGUUGAUUGGCUUAGAGUUUUUGUGCUAAAGAAUAUUAUAAGGUGUGACUCCUGUGAUGGGGAGGUGCAAUUCUUAGACCAUUUUGUUGAGAUGAGCAAGUUCUGAAGCCGACCCUGCUCCAGCCACUGUGCUGCCAGGAGGAGGAGGAGGUGAUUAGCAUGGCUGUGAGGGAGAAGCCAGCUGCCUCUCUGAAGCUGUGACACUAUAGAGCCAUUCUUUAAGCAGUGGAGUCCAGCUGGCAGAGAUGCCAGCUGGGGUUGUGUAAGUAGUGUUGGGGAUGUGAAUGACUGAGCUACACACUUAGAGGUGAUUUGUGAAGUCUUUUCACUGUGUACAGUGUUUUGUAAAUGUGCUAAGCCAUGGGGACUCUGACCUGCUACUAGGUGCAAAGUGGCCAAGGCCCAGGUAUACCCUGAAGGUAUCUUCACUGUAGUUAUUACAAAUCUCUACCUUUCCUGGAAACAAAUUUGCCUGUUGGAUCCUUUGUAAAAAUAAACUGUUAUCCCUUGCAACCCUGUCUGAAUUUUAUUUUACUCGUAUUGAGUACCAUGCAUUUAGACUUGCUCCAGUCAGAUAUAGCUGGAUGGCAUUUCCUGGUCCUAUCGAUAAUUGUCCUCUGGUCCAGCACAAAUGGAGAUGCUGAGGGGCAGCAUGUGGGUCAUGGCCACAGCUCUCACUGGUGGCCAUGACCAUCCUCUGCCUCCUUACUUCCACUGAGUGGGCACUAUAGUGGGUGGGCUCAGGGCUCAUCUCAAGGGCCUACACCAGUUCAGUCUCUCUCUGCUGGGAGCUAUCCGGACCUCUUCACCAGGUAACCCUGGACAUAAGCUGGGUCCCCAGAGCUAACCGAACUUUCAGUUUCUUGGAGGAAAAAUAAGGUAGACCG
Pteropus alecto (black flying fox) is the source of this 2703-nucleotide messenger RNA. RefSeq names its product cyclin I family member 2 (gene CCNI2). NCBI's taxonomy places the organism in Eukaryota, Metazoa, Chordata, Mammalia, Chiroptera, Pteropodidae. Gene Ontology annotation, molecular function: cyclin-dependent protein serine/threonine kinase regulator activity. Gene Ontology annotation, biological process: mitotic cell cycle phase transition; regulation of cyclin-dependent protein serine/threonine kinase activity. The record is from RefSeq and is a predicted model, not a curated record. The transcript is spliced from 6 exons. Gene Ontology annotation, cellular component: nucleus; cytoplasm; cyclin-dependent protein kinase holoenzyme complex.